Prosopis cineraria is the source of this 1827-nucleotide messenger RNA. Its product is annotated as pentatricopeptide repeat-containing protein At2g13420, mitochondrial-like. The record is from RefSeq and is a predicted model, not a curated record. NCBI's taxonomy places the organism in Eukaryota, Viridiplantae, Streptophyta, Magnoliopsida, Fabales, Fabaceae. The coding region runs from base 159 to 1739 and encodes 526 amino acids. Gene Ontology annotation, molecular function: protein binding. The transcript is spliced from 2 exons.
UUUUCUGGUUCUACAAGAGCAGCAUCUUUCAAGACCGGACCGGAUCGGGUUUUCAUGAGCCGGAUCGGGUCAGACUGGACCACAAGCCUUUUGCACAGUUCUACCCGGUACAAUUGUCCAAGUCCGGAAGGAAACCAUACCACUUCUUGGAUUUUACCAUGGGUUUUCCCAAGGUCCCCGCUCGGAGCAUCAGCGCCGCCGUCUCUGCGAGACUCUUCCCCGCCAUUGCUCCGCUGCCCCACCGCCUAUCUUCAUCUUCACAGCCUCACCAAGACCACGACAACAGCUCAUCCCCAACCGUUCAGUAUUCAAAUGACUCCGAACUGGUAUCAAGGAUCCUUCUCCAGCACCACAAUCCCUUUCAUGCCACGGAGUCCUCUCUGCAGCUCCAUGGAAUCACCCUUACCCCUCACCUUUUACAUGAGGUCCUCCUCCGCCUCAGGAACUCUUCAAAAAUCGCGCUUGCCCUUUUCAAUUAUUCUAAAUCCCUUCCCGAUCCACCUCUCAGCUCCGAUUCCUACAACCUCAUGAUCGACAUCAUGGGCAGGGUUCGCCAAUUCGAUGUCGUUUGGCAACUCAUCAUCGAGAUGGACCAGAGAAAGGUCAACCCCACUUCUACUACCUUCUUGAUAAUGAUUCGCAGGCUUAUUUCUGCUGGGCUUACUCGCCAAGCAAUACGUGCAUUCGAUGACAUCGAUAAUUUUGUGGAGGAGAAGGUGCAUUCUGAAGAUUUCUGUUAUUUGCUGGAUACCCUUUGUAAGUACGGGUACGUGAAAGUUGCCGUUGAAGUUUUUAACCAAAAGAAGCACAGGUUUGUGCCUGAUGUGAAAAUGUACACGGUUUUGAUUUAUGGUUGGUGUAAGAUAGGUCGCAUUAAAAUGGCAGAGGGGUUCUUGAAGGACAUGGUGGAGAAAGGACUUGAGCCUAAUGUUGUUACAUAUAAUGUGUUGUUGAAUGGAAUUUGUAGGCGGGCAAGUUUACACCCAGAAGAAAGAUUUGAAAGGACAUUAAGAAAUGCUGAUAACUUGUUUGAUGAAAUGCACAAGAGAGGGGUUGAGCCAGAUGUUACUAGUUUCUCCAUUGUGCUCCAUGUCUAUAGCCGGGCUCAUAAACCGCAACUGUCCCUUGAUAAAUUAAGAUCGAUGAAGGAGAAAGGAAUCUGCCCAACGGCUGUGACAUAUACUUCCGUUAUUAAAUGUCUUUGUUCAUGUGGCUGGCUUGAAGAUGCUGAGGAGUUGCUCAAUGAGAUGGUAAGGAACGGAAUAAGUCCAUGUGCUGCAACCUAUAAUUGCUUCUAUAAGGAAUAUAGGGGCAGAAAGGAUGCAGAUAGUGCUUUGAAGUUGUUCAAGAAAAUGAAGGAAGAUGGUUUAUGCAUGCCCAACAUGCACACAUACAACAUAUUAGUUGUUAUGUUUUUGAAAUUAAACAAAAUCGAGGUUGUGAAACAACUAUGGAAUGAUAUGAAAGAAACUGGGGUGGGACCAGAUUUAGAUUCCUAUACGCUACUAAUAAAUGAACUUUGUGAGAAACAAAACUGGCGGCAGGCUUGCGGUUAUUUUGUUGAGAUGAUCGAGAAUGGGUUUCUUCCUCAGAAAGUUACUUUUGAGACCCUCUACAAAGGCUUAAUACAAUCUGAUAUGUUGAGAACUUGGAGAAGGUUGAAGAAAAAGCUUGAUGAGGAAUCAAUAACAUUUGGUUCAGAGUUCCAAAAGUACCAUUUAAAGCCCUAUAGGAGAUGAUCUGAAAUCUAUAUAAAUAUAUGCAGAGUUGCUUGCAGCUACCAUGCACAAGGGAAAUUUGAAAGAGAACAAUACCAUACCUCGUGGU